ACCCUUCGCGCCGCCGCAGCCUCCAGUCUCCUCGCCUCCUCUCCUCCCCUCACCUCUGAAGCCCUAAUCCCCAACCAGCCAUGGCGGAGCGCGGUGGCGAGCGUGGCGGCGAGCGCGGCGGGUUCGGCCGUGGCUUCGGGCGCGGCGGUCGCGGCGACCGCGGCGGGCGGCGCGGCGGGCGCCGUGGGCCGCGCCAGGAGGAGGAGAAGUGGGUGCCCGUCACCAAGCUCGGCCGCCUCGUGAAGGAGAGCAAGUUCACCAAGAUCGAGGAGAUCUACCUCCACUCCCUCCCCGUCAAGGAGCACCAGAUCGUGGAGACCCUCGUGCCGGGGCUCAAGGACGAGGUGAUGAAGAUCACGCCCGUGCAGAAGCAGACCCGCGCCGGGCAGCGCACCCGCUUCAAGGCCUUCGUCGUCGUCGGCGACAACAACGGCCACGUCGGCCUCGGCGUCAAGUGCGCCAAGGAGGUGGCCACCGCCAUCCGCGGCGCCAUCAUCCUGGCCAAGCUCUCCGUCGUCCCCGUCAGGAGGGGCUACUGGGGUAACAAGAUCGGGCAGCCGCACACCGUGCCCUGCAAGGUCACCGGCAAGUGUGGCUCCGUCACCGUGCGCAUGGUGCCCGCGCCCAGGGGUUCCGGUAUUGUCGCCGCCCGUGUGCCCAAGAAGGUGCUCCAGUUCGCCGGCAUUGAAGAUGUCUUCACCUCGUCACGUGGAUCCACCAAGACCCUUGGCAACUUCGUCAAGGCCACCUUUGACUGCCUGAUGAAGACUUAUGGCUUCCUUACUCCUGACUUCUGGAGGGACACCAAGUUCGUCAAGUCACCAUUCCAGGAGUACACCGAUCUCUUGGCCAAGCCAACUAAGGCUCUUUUGAUUGAUGCUCCUGUUGAGAACAUAGAGGCUUAGGAUGGCAAAGUAAAGAGUCUUGCUAGCUCGGAGUUGUGUGAUGCACUUUGUUUUACUAUAGUUAAGAACCUAUUGUCAUCGUCGGAUUAUGCUGCGUCUGGAUGCCUCUAUUUUCUGUCAAGUUUUGGAUCAUGGUACUAUGAUACUGUUUUUAUCAAUGAAUGCUGCAUAACUAUUAUCUUAUCAA
This is a messenger RNA of Oryza brachyantha (malo sina), 1092 nucleotides long. Its product is annotated as 40S ribosomal protein S2-3-like. The record is from RefSeq and is a predicted model, not a curated record. NCBI's taxonomy places the organism in Eukaryota, Viridiplantae, Streptophyta, Magnoliopsida, Poales, Poaceae. Gene Ontology annotation, biological process: translation. Bases 81 to 905 code for a protein of 274 amino acids. Gene Ontology annotation, molecular function: structural constituent of ribosome; RNA binding. Gene Ontology annotation, cellular component: cytosolic small ribosomal subunit; ribosome. The transcript is spliced from 2 exons.